GACUGGCUCGCCGGGCCGGGUUGGGGGUGUGUGUGUGGAAUGGAUUCCAGUCCCACUCCACAUUAGGUAAUUCAUAUGCAUUGCUAAUACGAGAUCUCCUAGUCGGUAUUGUGCAAUGGGGAAUGGGGGGAGAGUGCCGCUCCACGUCAAAACUUUUCUGUGAGCGAACUGAGAGAGAUACCCGAGUUCCGCUGGUACAGCUGCGCAGAGCGGUCCGAGAGGUCCGGCGCGUGCUUUUCAGACCCAGUUGUGUGAGGACCAGAGAAUGGGCUUCAGAGCCCCGUGCACCUCCUUUGUGGUGUUGUUGCUGCUUGGCCUCGGAGGGUCCCGCGGCGUUCCCACUUUCAGGAAGGAGCGGGGAGUUCAUGCCGACGCAGAGCUUAGCAAUCAGCAGCACGAAGAUAAUCAGAGCUUCCAGUACGACCACGAGGCCUUCCUGGGCAAAGAGGAAGCCAAGACUUUCGAUCAGCUCACCCCAGAGGAAAGCAAAGAAAGACUGGGGAAAAUUGUUGAUCGAAUUGAUGAUAACAAAGAUGGCCUUGUCACAACAGAGGAACUAAAAAACUGGAUCAAACGGGUGCAGAAACGCUACAUCUUCGAAAAUGUGGCUAAGGUCUGGAGAGAUUAUGACCUCAACAAAGACAAUAAAAUUUCCUGGGAAGAAUACAAGCAAGCCACCUAUGGCUAUUACCUAGAAAAUCAAGAAGAAUUUCAAGAUGCCACAGAUCAGCACAGUUUCAAAAAAAUGCUGCCAAGGGAUGAAAGAAGAUUCAAAACUGCUGACCUGGAUGGUGAUUUAGCAGCCACUCGGGAGGAGUUCACCGCUUUCCUUCACCCAGAGGAGUUUGAGCACAUGAAAGACAUUGUUGUUCUGGAAACAUUGGAGGACAUAGACAAAAAUGAAGAUGGAUUUGUGGACCAAGAUGAAUACAUUGCUGAUAUGUUUGCACAUGAAGAUGGUGGUCCAGAACCUGACUGGGUAAUAACUGAACGUGAACAGUUUGCAGAUUUUCGUGAUCUAAACAAGGAUGGAAAAAUGGAUAAAGAAGAGAUUCGACACUGGAUCCUCCCACAAGAUUAUGAUCAUGCUCAAGCAGAAGCCAGGCACUUAGUCUAUGAAUCGGAUGUUGACAAGGAUCAAAUGUUAACCAAAGAAGAAAUCCUAGACAACUGGAACAUGUUUGUUGGAAGCCAAGCUACAAAUUAUGGGGAAGACCUCACAAAAAACCAUGAUGAGCUAUGAUAUUGUUUGGAAAGCAAAUUUAGCAAAGUCUGGGGGCUGGUUUUCUAUAUAUUACCAAAGUUAUUGUGGGUAUGUAUGCUACACGGUUUUGUUCCAGAUUUUCUUUUCCCCCACAAAGCAAUUCUGUUAGCACCAUUGAAUGCAAUUGCUGUCACUUUUUGUUACUUUGUGUCUGUGUAGAUUUCCAUGUAAAGUGGUGGAAGUACUUCCCAAGUUAUACCUUUUGAUGUAUUAACACAUCAAUUCUAUAUGCACUUCAAAUUUUCACAGAAAUUAGAGAGACUUGGAAGUAACAUGUGGGAUCCUCAGACUUAGAUGAUGUGCUUAAUUUCUGGGGUGUACUAUUUCACGUCCAAGUUGUAUGUUUUGAAUGCCCCUUCAUGUAAACAGUCUCCCUGCACACUGAAAACUAACAUUUCAAGUUUAGAAUUUUCUCCCUGAUGCCUGGUUUUUUAUUCAAGGAAUUUUUUGUGCGCAUUCAUACAUUUGAUUCCCAUUUGAAGUUUGAAAUAGAGUCUCGCAACAUAUAAGGAGUUACUGAUUGUGUACACCUGCUUUUUAUUCCAAGUACAUAUAGAUAGAUUGAGAGAGCCUGGACACGAGUGCCCACUGCUGCACUUGUGGUGCCCCUCAUCAGCUGAAAAUUGGUCAACACUCUCAGCAGUCUCAUAAGACCUAUUCCUUUUUUUAAAAAGAUGAUGUCAUAGAACUCAAUGACAGCAGUCUUUGGAUGGGGAGGAGUUAGACAUUUUUCUUUUUAUUUCUGUAUUUCUAGAAAUACAGCAAAGAUAAAUCCCACAGUUUUGAAAUGGAAGGGGAUAGAUUUUUAACUAUAUGCCAAAAAAAAGUACAAACAGGAGUGACUUUUUAAAAAUCAUCCCACAUUGCAAAUGGGGUCAUUGGUGUUGAAUGGUUUGAAGAAUAAGUUGGAAUAGAGGGAUUAGUAAACAGUCCUUCAAAUGCUUGACAUUAUCCACAGUUUGGAAUAGCUAUUCUUUUUCACUAAGGGACAGUUCACACUACAGCCAAACAAAAAUCUCUUCUGUAUGAUGAGGUGUAGGUAGAACAUAUUAAUAUUUCAAGCCAGCUAUUUGUCCAUUUAAAAUAAAUCAAACUGAUUGGAAAGUUCUUAGAACUGAACAAAUUUUGCUAACCCCCCCCCCCCCCCCACAUAUCUUGGAUUAGAUUCUAUUAUUCAUUGUUAUAACAGUCAGAGAUCUUUCCUGCCCUCUUUUCCUCCCCCAGUAAUUCUUUCUGACCUGGAAAAGUUGAUUUCCUGUGUUUUAGGACCCACAUAGAUUAACUACUACAUAGGAAAGACUGCAUUAAGGACGGGAUAAGGCCCAAAUGGUCAUGUUCUGCUUUUUUCCACAUGUGGCAGCUCCACUGCCACAUAAAACAGUCCUAUGAUUUUGUUCCCACCCUUGUAGCUGCCAACCAAUUUCAUGGAUCUCAUAACUCCAGGAAUCAGUAUUUCCAGUGUUGUGACUGCUGGCAAGAUAAGAAUCUUGGAUGAAUUCACAACCCUCAGUGCCUUUCAUUGACAGGUUUCAAGAUCAGUGUUUUUGUGUAUUCUGUGCCAGUCAUUCACUGUCACUUGGUAUGCACAUUUCCUUACAUAUGUGGAACUUCCGUUUCCAUUGCAGUAAAGUUCUUAUAGGGAGGGGAGCUCUAUGUGUGCCUUGGAGCUCCUGCCUUGGUGCAAAGUGAUUGUUUUCAUUGAAAACCAACACAUUUUCCAGGAACAUUUGUGCAACAGCAUCACCAACCUCUGUGACGUAUUUCUGCUCAAAUGCAUCUCCAGGGCAGAGCUGCUAUUUUCUGUAUUCCUCACACAUUUUGCUAAAGCAAUGGGUUUUGUUUUUACAAUGAGAUUUUGCUGAAUUGUUUAUUCCACGUGGAUAAUGGUAGUUCCACAUUGGAAAGAAAAGUUUAACACAUUUCCAAACUCUGCCAUUCAUUAGAGACUUAAGAGUCUUUGCACUUCUAUGUCACAAGGAGAGACUGUGUGGCAUAAAGUUUGGAGUUUGUUGUAGUUAUGUGUGUACAUACAGAGAAAGAAAAAGAGAGAAAGAUGCAUUGCCACUUUAAGGAGAUCUUCUGCAGCUAAUUCAUGCUUUUCAGCUUUGCUGUAUGUCAUAAUGCUUACGAGAUGUUACAUAUACAAAUGCAUUUUACCUGUAUUGACUUGAAGAUAUGAAUAAUAAACAUGUAGCUGUCUUUUUGUAUACUUUGAA
Messenger RNA from Sphaerodactylus townsendi, 3480 nucleotides. RefSeq names its product reticulocalbin 1 (gene RCN1). The record is from RefSeq and is a predicted model, not a curated record. NCBI's taxonomy places the organism in Eukaryota, Metazoa, Chordata, Lepidosauria, Squamata, Sphaerodactylidae. The coding region runs from base 266 to 1243 and encodes 325 amino acids. Gene Ontology annotation, cellular component: endoplasmic reticulum. Gene Ontology annotation, molecular function: calcium ion binding. The transcript has 7 exons.